This is a messenger RNA of Lachancea mirantina, 747 nucleotides long. NCBI's taxonomy places the organism in Eukaryota, Fungi, Ascomycota, Saccharomycetes, Saccharomycetales, Saccharomycetaceae. The record is from the annotation of a GenBank genome assembly.
AUGGACGUCCCUCAAAAAUACAUCAAUUUCUCCCAACUUUUAUCCGGAAUAAUUGAAACCAAUGAAGGUGUUGACCAAUUAAAUGAAGUUGUGGUCUCGUUUUUGUAUCACUUGUUCCCCAAGGAACUUUUCGUUCGUGCAUUGUCGCUGCUAGAAUCCAGUAACAUGUUUAUUUACGUUUUGGAGAACAAGACCUGCGAUGAGCAUGGAUCAAAGCAAGUUGACAACACUAAUGGAUCCCGGGUGUCAGCAUCGUUGUUAAUUUCAGAAGCAAACCUCGUUCCUUCGGGAAAUGAUUCUAGCAGAACCGAACAGAGACACUUAUGGGAACUACUUUACGAAACGGAACAGCUACAACACAAGUUAAUUGUGGAAAACGAAGAUUCCGUAGGUGGUACACCAGUCGUGACUGAUCUCGACAGAUGGUUUUGCUCCUGUUCAGAGUACAUAACCCUUUUUGGCGAUGAGUUGCAACAAGACGACGACGAACGACCACUUGCUUGCAAACUGGUUCAAGAAAUAGACAAAACGGAAGGUGCACACGACAAGUUCGCCAGAAUAAAACAACAGCAACGCUAUUUUCGUCACGACAAAAUAAUGUGCCCGCAUCUUUUGGCGUUCUCCAUUUUGUUACAGACAGAGCCCAAAACCCUGAGAUACUUCACAGGAACGCGACAAACGGUAUACUUGAUCCGAGUGCAAAAUAUCGACGAAUGGCUACGACUUCACCUUAAUAUCGUUGUAUGA